AUGUCAUUCGACCCCUUCAAUCAGAACAUCACAAUGACCAGCAGCGACGGUAGUACCAUGAGUAUCCCCCUCCACUACUUCGACGAGUUCGUCCAGGACGGCGUGGUCAGCUGCAUCAACUACGGCAGCCAACUCGGCGCUACCAUUGUCAUCUUCGUACUCUUGUGUCUCUUGACCCGGUCCAAGAAACGGUCCUCAAUCGUCUUCUGCCUAAACGUCUCUGCACUGCUGUUGAACAUGGCUCGUCUCAUCUGCCAGGUCUUGCAGUACACUGGCGCCUGGUUUGAGACCUAUGCUUAUUUCUCGGGGGACAUUUCUCAUGUGUCUCGAGGCGAUUUUGCGAAUAGCAUCUUGGUCCAGGUCAUGAACGCGUUGCUGGAGAUUGUUGUAGAAGCCUCGCUCGUCACGCAGACCAAAGUCGUAACCACGAACAUGUCUCGUUGGCAAAAGACUGCUAUCCUCGCUGUCUCGGCGGCGCUUGCUGUCGUCACCAUUGGUUUCCGCAUGGUGCAGAUGGUGUUGUAUAGUAUGCUCAUUGUUGAAAACAGGCCGUUUGAUAUCUACCUCUGGCUGCAGAAAGUUAAUACUAUCUUUCUCACGGUUACCAUCUGUUAUUUCAGCGCUGUCCUCAUUUGCAAGCUUGGAUACACCGUUUAUAGACGCAGGCAGCUCGGUGUGCAUCAAUUCGGUCCCAUACAGGUCAUCUUCAUCAUGAGCUGUCAGACUAUGGUUAUACCAGCAUUAUUCUCGAUCUUGCAAUUCUCAUCUGUCAGCAUCCACCAGAUCAACACCGACAUCUUCACCUUCGUAGUGGUUUCGCUUCCCGUGACAACCCUGUGGGCCAGCGCAGCACUUCCUGGCCAUGCAGCAGCACACGAUGUCGAAUCUGGAGUGCCUCUUUGGACCAAACUAUCAACAACACGGCUCGGCAGUAUGGAUUCUCGACAAUCCCGGAAAAAGUCAGCAUCGCCCAGCGAGACUCCUUCUGGGUUGAAUUUUCAGGGGUCUGAGCUGGCCAAGUCUGUCACCAUUGGUUCUCGAUUGGAGGAGUCGGUUAGCGCGCAAUCAAAAGAGAUUUGA
Messenger RNA from Talaromyces stipitatus ATCC 10500, 1080 nucleotides. RefSeq names its product mating-type alpha-pheromone receptor PreB. Gene Ontology annotation, cellular component: G protein-coupled receptor homodimeric complex; membrane. Lineage: Eukaryota; Fungi; Ascomycota; Eurotiomycetes; Eurotiales; Trichocomaceae. Bases 1 to 1080 code for a protein of 359 amino acids. Gene Ontology annotation, molecular function: mating-type factor pheromone receptor activity; pheromone binding. The record is from RefSeq and is a predicted model, not a curated record. Gene Ontology annotation, biological process: G protein-coupled receptor signaling pathway. The transcript has 2 exons.